This is a messenger RNA of Somion occarium, 2305 nucleotides long. The record is from the annotation of a GenBank genome assembly. NCBI's taxonomy places the organism in Eukaryota, Fungi, Basidiomycota, Agaricomycetes, Polyporales, Cerrenaceae.
GAGGACAACUUGCGUUCCACGAGAAGCGCUCGGAGGGCUUGUUUGAGCUCUAUUCUCAGGCUAUUGGUCUUCUCUCUAAGGUGUCUGGUUUGCCCCAACUGGAAUUGUAUUCAGACUUGGCUUAUGGGUAUUCUGUUGGAUCCAAUGUGCUGUGGCGGACGUAACGUAAUGCUUCACGAAGCAUCCCAUCGUCUGCGGCUCCCGCCAUGUGUUGUUGUCAAUACAGUUUCUGGGCUUGUGACCUAGGUUCAAAUCUCGAAUGCUGCCUCGUUCAUUGUCAAGGCGCCGUCAGCCCAGCAAACCAGGGCAUAAGUGGAGAUAUCAGAAUGUCACGGUGUCCUGGUGGUGGCCGUUUCUUAAGAUCUAUCUCACGGCGUAUGGCUUAUAAAGAUUCAAAAUCGGCUGAGUGAUUUUGGCUGCUGUUCGCCUUCCGUCCCUUCAAGUUCACUUACGCCACAUCUUGUCUACUGCCAUGGGCUCUGCCACUCCAGCUGUUAUCCUUACGGAGAGUGAGGAAACAAAAUCAUUGACCAGGAGGGUGCUUUGGAAACUUGACCUCCAUAUUUUGCCCCUUUUGACAUUGCUCUGGUUAUCUGCUUUCACAGACAGGACCAAUAUAGGGAACGCACGUAUCGCGGGCCUAGAAGCCGACACUCAUCUCAACGGCAAUCAGUUUAACACCUGUCUUGCUGUGUUCUACGUGUCGUACAUCAUUGUCGAAUUACCAUCCAAUCUGGUCCUGAAGAAACUGAAACCCAGCCGCUGGAUACCUUUCCUGGUUGUGUCAUGGGGAACGGUGACUACCCUGAGUGGGCUCGUCCAGAACUUCUCUGGUCUGGUUGCCAUCCGUUUUUCCCUGGGGCUCUGCGAAGGAGGGCUUCUUCCUGGGAUCAUGCUCUAUCUAAGUACUCUUUACAAACGGCACGAGUUGCAGCAGCGUGUCGGAAUAUUUUUUGCCGCUGGUUCAAUGUCUGGCGCAUUUGGAGGUCUUUUGGCCACCGCAAUUAUUAAGAUGAAUGGCAUUGGAGGACUGGCCGGUUGGCGAUGGAUAUUCAUUCUCGAAGGUCUUGCCACUAUUAUAAUUGCACUCCUUGCCGUAUAUUUCCUGCCCGCAGACCUUUGGUUUGCCGAAUUCUUUACCGAGGAGGAGCGAGCAUUUGCCCUCCAUCGCUUCCACAUUGACCAGUCCGCAGGUAUCAGCACAUCGCAGCCAGAGGACGCUAAGCGCAGCAGCCAUGCGUCUCGUGACAUGGAAAAGGAUGGCAAGCUCUCAGUCGAACUUUCUCAACCGAAGUUAGAGACAAUACAUCAGGAACACGAGGUCUUCGAAUGGGGAGAGGUCAAGCGAGGACUCAGUGACGUUCAAGUUUGGCUCCUCACAUUAACUUACAUGGGAGUUGUCGUUAGCUUAUACUCAUUCUCUCUAUUUCUACCAACUAUUGUGGCAGGGCUUGGAUAUAGGGGUGGAGCAGCUCAGCUGCACACAGUGCCACCUUAUGUUCCCGCCAUGGUCCUUACCGUGCUAUUAUCCGUCAUCUCGGAUAGGACCAAGCUUAGAGGACCAUUUGUCCUGUUGUUCUUGCCUAUCGCGAUCAUUGCUUACAUCAUUUCUAUCGUUGCAAAGAAUAACACGCAGCGCUAUGUCGCAAUUUUCUUAAUAGCCUCAGGGAUAUUUCCUUGUGGUCCGUGCCUACUGUCCAUUAUUCCCAACAAUGUCUCCCCUCAUUACAAGCGUGCUACGGCAACUGGGCUGUACCUUGGUUGCUCGAAUUGUGGUGGUUUUAUCGCUACCUUCAUCUACACGUCUGACCAAGCUCCCGCAUACGUUCGUGGCCAUACGAUCACUGUUGCUUUUGUCGCAAUGGCCUGGGUGUUCAUGGCUCUUAAUGUGGCCUAUUGUUAUUGGGAAAAUAAUGCCCGGGCCAAGGGCUUGCGACAAGGCAACGUUGAUAAAUACCAAGAGCUUUGGGAUUCCGGAAAGACUCGGACUGCAAUCGGAGAUCGUCACCCAGAUUUCCGUUUCACACUUUAACGACUAGGACUGCUGAUAGCCUGAGUCCUAUGACGGCAUGAUUAUCAGACGCAUAUUCACGAUCCUCCUGUGUACUACACCUUCGCAUAACAUAGAUUUCAAGGAUUCAUUUUUGAAUUUAGUUCGACAGACGGAGACAUCAUCGUUACAAGGGAGGCGUUCAGUACUAAAUUGCAAGAUAAGGACCCAUCUGGAGUUUAAAUCAAGGCGAACCUCGAUGUUAGAGGCAGCCACAUCGACAUGUAUGUGAAAAAAUACAGGCAUGACUAAGCG